AGACAUUUUGGAACAAUGGGGAUAUACGCUUGGUUCUUUUUGGCUAUCAUCAGCACAGCAUACGCCGCACCAUGGCGUUGCUGCAAAGCCCAAGAUGGCAGCACCAUAUGCUACGGCGAAGUCGGUCAGCCCACCAUCAACCCCCCCACCAUCUGCGUAGGCAAGCAGCUACCCCCGUGCGCCUGCCCUGCUACCAUCUACACACCACCUGUGUGCCCCCCACCACCUUGCCCCUCACCUUGUCCCCCCCCGCCGUGCCCCCAACCAUUCAUACCACCAUGUGGACAACCUUGUUAUGUUUGAUCUGAUAAUGGUCGGAAGUUUGUUGGUUGUUUCAUCUAAAAUGUUUCAAUAAAUUGUAAAAAGAAAUUUUAUUUUUUGGUAUUUUUUCUAAAAUUAAUGUUAUUUGGAUACUCAAAAUGCACAAUUUGGAAAUUAAUUUUACUUUAGAAUCUUAAAAAAAAUUACAAAAAAGAGUAAU
Messenger RNA from Bicyclus anynana (squinting bush brown), 481 nucleotides. Its product is annotated as small proline-rich protein 2H-like. NCBI's taxonomy places the organism in Eukaryota, Metazoa, Arthropoda, Insecta, Lepidoptera, Nymphalidae. The transcript has 2 exons. The coding region runs from base 16 to 303 and encodes 95 amino acids. The record is from RefSeq and is a predicted model, not a curated record.